UUUAUUUUAUCUAUACCUAUUAUCUCUCCAUCGGCGUUUGCAGACCGGAGGUGGGUGAUUUUCAGUCUGUUUAAUUUGUUUGCCUCAGUGUUGAACUAUGUUAGGCUUAGAAGAGAAAGAGAUGAUGAUGAAGAAGGUGAGGAAGGCGACGCCAGAGUUGGCGACCUCUAAAACGAUCGUGUGGUGGGACAUGGACAGCUGUCCGCUCCCAAAUGGUUAUGAGCCAAGUCGAGUCGGUCCGAGAAUAGACACGGAGUUGAAGAAUCAAGGUUACAAUGGUCCGCUCACCAUAAUUGGCAUUGGUAACCUGGAAGGAGUCCCUCAUGACUUUCUGAAAGCGCUCUCUUCCGGUGGAGUCGUUAUUAAACAGCUUCCACUAGGAUCCGACAUGAUGAGCUGUGUGCGCCGUGCUUUGUUUUCGAGAGAACCUCGUUUUGAACCUCCCUUGUCAAUGAUGCUCAUAACUGCCGUCCAUGCCGAGCUAUUGGAAGAUGUCAUUUGCGUGUUUUUUAAUCGUGGCCCCCGUUACAAUCUUCUGCUGGCUUUUACAGCCGUUACCGAACAUGCAGACCCAGAGCCUCCAACCCUACUAGUCGACAACUUUGGUGGAGAGUGGGUCUGGGAUAGGCUUGGCUUACUGAAAGAUCCAGGGUCUCCCAACUAUGAUACCAGAAGACAGGACACAGGCUGUGAAUUGCAUUGUUGCGGAUUAUGCGACGAUUUUUCUUCCGACAGCUUUGAUGAUUUCAAAGCCCACCUCGACAGUCCCCAACAUGCAGAUAAGAUGCAUGAGUAUCUUAGUUACCUUGCGGGAAGGUUUAAUCGGGUCUUAGAAAAUUUUGAGUCCGCCGUUAGGCUUCAAGAGUCUUAUCUUGCAAAAGUGGAGGCAAAAAGGCGAGAGUUUGUAACGUGGUUCGGCUUGUAUGAUUCUGAUGAUGAGGAUGAUACUCCCAAGCCUCAGAAGGCAAGUUAGAGUUUCUUUUUUUUA
Molecule: messenger RNA, 988 nt
Organism: Brassica napus (rape)
Lineage: Eukaryota; Viridiplantae; Streptophyta; Magnoliopsida; Brassicales; Brassicaceae
Exons: 5
Coding region: 98-973 (291 amino acids)
Biological process (GO): regulation of gene expression
Cellular component (GO): peroxisome
Source: RefSeq, a predicted model, not a curated record